Molecule: messenger RNA, 4150 nt
Organism: Lagenorhynchus albirostris (white-beaked dolphin)
Lineage: Eukaryota; Metazoa; Chordata; Mammalia; Artiodactyla; Delphinidae
Product: BICD family-like cargo adapter 1
Exons: 9
Coding region: 601-2217 (538 amino acids)
Biological process (GO): Golgi to secretory granule transport; vesicle transport along microtubule
Source: RefSeq, a predicted model, not a curated record
GGGUGAACUGGAGGAGCUGAGGCAGUCAGGAAGGAGCUCGUUGGGCUGCGCGGCGCGCGAUGUGGAGCCGCCGCCUCGGCCCCUGCAGCAGCCGCUGUCGCCGCCGCUGCUGCUGGGGCUGCCGCCGAGCCGAGGGACAUGGAGCGCGGCUGCAGAGAGCGGCCACCGGCAGCAGCAGCAGCGAGCGUCGCAGCGACAGCGGAGUGCCGCCCGCCCCGUGAGGCGCUGCCCGGCCAGCGGCGGCAGCGGGAGCAGCAGCAACAGGGUGGUUGAAAAGCCGGCGGCGGCGUUCCUCCUCGCAACCGCCCUUCCCGCUUCGCCUCCCCUCACUCUUCGCUUUCUCAGCCUUCCCUUUGCCACCCCGUCUUCCUCCCCAGCGCUCGCGGAGCAGCUGAGCCCGGGGGCGGGGGAAGGGGGCGCGUGCCGCCGGAGCGGGGGAGGGGCGGGGCGGCGCGCGCCGCGCCCAGGGCUCUCGGAGACCCGGGGGGCGCGUGCCGCGGCGUGAGGAGAGGCGCGGGGCGGUGCGACGGGGCCCCUCCCCCUUGCAGCCUGGCGCGCGCCGGCCGGGCCGCACCGCUGCGGGCUCCGCGCGCGCGGGCCAUGUCCGCCUUUUGCCUGGGCUUGGCUGGCCGCGCUUCAGCACCCGCAGAGCCGGACAGCGCCUGCUGCAUGGAGCUGCCCGCCGCGGCCGCGGACGCAGUCGGGAAUCCAGCCGCAGCCGCCGCCGCCCUUGUCUCCUUCCCCGGGGGCCCCGGGGAGCUGGAACUGGCGUUAGAGGAGGAGCUGGCGCUGCUGGCGGCCGGGGAACGGCCGUCCGACCCCGGAGAGCAUCCUCAGGCCGAGCCCGGGCCUCCAGCCGAGGGGGCCGAACUGCAGCCGCCGCCCGCCCAGGAUCCCGAGCUGCUGUCGGUGAUCCGGCAGAAGGAGAAGGAUCUGGUCUUGGCGGCCCGACUGGGCAAGGCACUGCUCGAGAGGAACCAGGACAUGAGCCGGCAGUACGAGCAGAUGCACAAGGAGCUGACAGAUAAGCUGGAGCACUUAGAGCAAGAGAAACACGAACUAAGAAGACGAUUUGAGAACCGAGAAGGGGAGUGGGAAGGGCGUGUGUCCGAGCUGGAGAGUGAUGUGAAACAGCUUCAGGAUGAGUUGGAGAGGCAGCAGGUUCAUCUACGGGAAGCAGAUCGAGAAAAAACACGGGCUGUCCAGGAAUUAUCAGAACAGAACCAAAGGUUAUUGGAUCAACUCAGCAGGGCAUCAGAAGUUGAGAGACAGCUAUCUAUGCAAGUCCAUGCCCUCAGAGAAGACUUUCGGGAGAAAAACUCAUCAACCAACCAGCACAUCAUCCGACUCGAAAGCCUUCAGGCCGAGAUCAAGAUGCUGUCGGAUCGGAAACGGGAGCUGGAGCACCGUCUCAGUGCCACCUUAGAGGAGAAUGACCUGCUCCAAGGGACUGUGGAGGAACUACAGGACCGGGUGCUGAUCCUGGAGAGGCAGGGCCAUGACAAAGACCUCCAGCUGCAUCAGAGCCAGCUGGAGCUCCAGGAGGUACGGCUCUCCUACCGACAGCUGCAGGUGAAGGUGGAGGAGCUCACUGAGGAGAGGAGUCUGCAGAGCUCUGCAGCCACCAGCACGUCCCUCCUGUCUGAAAUAGAGCAGAGCAUGGAGGCCGAGGAGCUGGAGCAGGAGAGAGAGCAGCUGAGACUGCAGCUCUGGGAAGCCUACUGCCAGGUUCGCUAUCUCUGCUCACACCUUCGAGGAAAUGACAGCGCUGACUCGGCCGUCUCCACGGACUCCUCAAUGGACGAGUCUUCAGAAACGUCGUCUGCCAAGGAUGUACCCGCAGGCAGCUUGCGCACUGCUCUCAGCGAGCUCAAGAGACUGAUACAGAGCAUUGUGGAUGGCAUGGAGCCCACGGUGACACUGCUGAGUGUGGAGAUGACUGCGUUGAAGGAGGAGAGAGACCGACUUAGAAUGACAUCUGAGGACAAGGAACCAAAGGAGCAGCUUCAGAAGGCCAUCAGGGACCGGGAUGAGGCCAUCGCAAAGAAGAACGCUGUGGAGCUGGAACUCGCCAAGUGCAAGAUGGACAUGAUGUCUCUGAACAGCCAGCUACUGGAUGCCAUUCAGCAGAAACUGAACCUCUCGCAGCAGCUUGAGGCUUGGCAGUUUGCUUCCUCAGGGCUUUUUACUAUCUGGCUCCUUUGGUUUCUGAUCUAGUGGCCUUUCUCAGUUCCCGUAUCAACAGCUUUAGUUGUACACCCCUCCUGCCUUUGAGGUGAGAUUGAGCCCUCAUCCCCCCACCCUCUUCCCUGCCACCAUCGCAGUCCCGCCCCUGCCGCCUCCCUUGUGGUCCACCGUGUUGUGUGUCAGUGCCGGCGUCAUCUCCGUACAGCGUGCCAUGCCAUCGAUCGAGCCCUGGCCUCCCUCCUCCUUCCACUGUCACAUCCGGUGAGCGCGGCAGCAGGUGGCCCAGUACUGACAGGCUGACCCGUCUGGCCCUGGUUUCUUGGUUCCACCUCCUCAUAAAUGGGUUGUUUUAUAGAAGUAACGGCCAGCAUGGAAUUAUGAGCAGCUCAUGCAUGUGUGUGUACGAAGUUUUGAACUGAUAUAUUUCAUGGAAUUAUCUUGAUAAAUCUUAAAAGUAUAAAAAAAUGCAGUUUGCAAUGUACCAGAGAACACUUAACAACAUAGAUUUUUAUGGAGCACUUCCCAAGUACAGGGCACUGUGCUGAGGAUUUGACACGACACGGGGACCUUCAAAGUAGGGACUAUAUCUCAUUUUUGUGAGGAGGAGGAGGAGAGGUGUAUAGGAAGUUGAAUAUGAAGAGGGGAGGAAGGCAGGAGAGCAGGACAUGAGCAGGGGGUCCACACCCGCCGCCACCUGGUGACCUGGUCAGGAAAGUCCCUUUGUUUCACACUGAAACUUGCAAAGACAUUUGAGUGACUGUUGAGAGCUUAGGUGAGUGUGUAGGAGUGGUGGACAAGCUGGUCAAGCUGGGAGUGGGGCCCAGCCAGCCCACUUCCUGUGCUCACCAAGUGAGCAGCUGCUCUGGGCUGCUGAGGUCAUCUUCCCCGACCUCAGGAAACGCCCAGCCCGAAAGCAGGCCUCACAGUCCUGUGCACGAACAGACACGAGCAGCUGAUUCACUCCAGCAUUUGGCCCAAGGCUCGGUCUUUUCACCAGGACAUCCCAGAGCCCAUCGGGUUCAGGGUGAAGGAAUCAGGCAGAUGCUUGUGUUUCCGGCUGAUGUUACUAGACAGGGCUGCUUUUGAUUCUAAACCAAUAGUUUUCAUAAUGUGUUAGUGGCGGAACGCCUUUAUCAAAUGGAAUCUUGCACAGACUCAGAAUCUAGCAAGUAGAAUGGAGAGUGGAGCUGCUCCGUCCGUUAGCCACUCCGUGGCGUAAAAGCUGAUGUUCCGUAAGGCGAAGUCAGGGAGAAGGGGGAGUUUUCUAUGCAACUUUAACACACCGGAGGGGAAAGGUGCUACCCCAUUGAAGAAGCCAAGGAAGUGGGCGUAAGUUGGAGCAAGACAAGCCCCGAAGAUGGUGAUGCCCCCUGGCCUCUGCCAGUGGGGGCCGAGCGCGUGGUUGGUGGUCAGCGAGGACGGCACCAGGGAGCCUGUGACCUCGCACGUGGGCCUGCCAGGGGUGCAUGGGCAUCAGCAGUUCAGGCUGGUAGUAAUUUGAAGGGGAUGAAGGGGCAGGAAAAGCCCCCUGUGGCCAGGAUGUUAGGCUGGAGAGCUGGCAAGCUGAGGCCACCCCAGGGUUUGGUGGGGGGUGGGUGCCAAGUGAGAGGUGCCCACCCAGACCCAAGGGGACACAGGAAGCAGGACAGAGAGGGCCGGUCACAGGCAAGGCUGAGCGCUGGUGUGGGCUGGCAGGCUGGGUGGAGAGGCAGACGGGCAAGUAUCAGCUGCGGCCAUCCUCUGGGCCCACAGAGACACACCUGGUCUGCGGGGUCAGCCGAGGGAGUAACAUUAGUGAGAAGCCAGCCCAAGCCCUGAGGAGACUGGAGGUGCCGCGUGGCUACUGUUGUGUCCCCGCACUGCAUCCACACUUGCUGCUUGCUUGGUCGCAUCGGGGCAGCCGUGGCUGCAGCCGCUCACUCAUCUCAUCCCUCAUCCUCAUCUCUCGCUUCCUACAUUUGCC